This is a messenger RNA of Condylura cristata (star-nosed mole), 3129 nucleotides long. RefSeq names its product Cbl proto-oncogene, E3 ubiquitin protein ligase (gene CBL). Bases 25 to 2757 code for a protein of 910 amino acids. The record is from RefSeq and is a predicted model, not a curated record. Gene Ontology annotation, biological process: negative regulation of epidermal growth factor-activated receptor activity; cell surface receptor signaling pathway. The transcript has 16 exons. NCBI's taxonomy places the organism in Eukaryota, Metazoa, Chordata, Mammalia, Eulipotyphla, Talpidae. Gene Ontology annotation, molecular function: receptor tyrosine kinase binding; ubiquitin protein ligase activity; SH3 domain binding. Gene Ontology annotation, cellular component: membrane raft; plasma membrane.
UGGGCCCCCAACCUCCCCCGGGCCAUGGCCGGCAACGUGAAGAAGACCUCUGGGGCCGCGGGCGGCGGCGGCUCCGGGGGCUCGGGCUCGGGCGGCCUGAUCGGGCUCAUGAAGGACGCCUUCCAGCCGCACCACCACCACCACCACCUCAGCCCCCACCCGCCGGGGACCGUGGACAAGAAGAUGGUGGAGAAGUGCUGGAAGCUCAUGGACAAGGUGGUGCGGUUGUGUCAGAACCCAAAGCUGGCGCUAAAGAAUAGCCCACCUUAUAUCUUAGACCUGCUGCCAGAUACCUACCAGCAUCUCCGUACUAUCUUGUCAAGAUAUGAGGGGAAGAUGGAGACACUUGGAGAAAAUGAGUAUUUUAGGGUGUUCAUGGAAAAUUUGAUGAAGAAAACUAAGCAGACCAUAAGCCUCUUCAAGGAAGGGAAAGAAAGAAUGUAUGAGGAAAAUUCUCAGCCUAGGCGAAACUUAACCAAACUGUCCCUGAUCUUCAGCCACAUGCUGGCAGAACUAAAAGGAAUCUUUCCAAGUGGACUCUUUCAAGGAGACACAUUUCGGAUUACUAAAGCAGAUGCUGCUGAAUUUUGGAGGAAAGCUUUUGGAGAAAAGACAAUAGUCCCUUGGAAGAGCUUCAGACAGGCCCUUCAUGAAGUACAUCCCAUCAGUUCUGGGCUGGAGGCCAUGGCUCUGAAAUCCACUAUAGAUCUAACCUGCAAUGAUUAUAUUUCAGUUUUUGAAUUUGACAUCUUUACACGACUCUUUCAGCCCUGGUCCUCUUUGCUCAGGAACUGGAAUAGUCUUGCUGUGACUCAUCCUGGUUACAUGGCUUUCCUGACGUAUGAUGAAGUAAAAGCUCGGCUUCAGAAAUUCAUUCACAAACCUGGGAGUUACAUUUUCCGCCUGAGCUGUACACGUCUAGGUCAGUGGGCCAUUGGGUAUGUCACUGCUGAUGGGAACAUUCUCCAGACAAUCCCUCAUAAUAAACCUCUCUUCCAAGCACUGAUUGAUGGCUUCAGAGAAGGCUUCUAUUUGUUUCCUGAUGGACGGAAUCAGAAUCCUGACCUGACAGGUUUAUGUGAACCAACCCCCCAAGACCACAUCAAAGUGACCCAGGAACAAUAUGAAUUAUACUGUGAGAUGGGCUCCACAUUCCAACUAUGUAAAAUAUGUGCUGAAAAUGAUAAAGACGUAAAGAUUGAGCCCUGUGGACACCUCAUGUGCACAUCCUGUCUUACGUCCUGGCAGGAAUCAGAAGGCCAGGGCUGUCCAUUCUGCCGAUGUGAAAUUAAAGGUACUGAGCCCAUUGUGGUUGAUCCAUUUGAUCCUAGGGGAAAUGGCAGCCUGUUGAGGCAAGGAGCAGAGGGAGCUCCCUCCCCAAAUUAUGAUGAUGAUGAUGAUGAACGAGCUGAUGAUUCUCUCUUCAUGAUGAAGGAAUUAGCUGGUGCCAAGGUGGAACGGCCUCCAUCUCCAUUCUCCAUGGCCCCACAAGCUUCCCUUCCCCCAGUGCCACCACGACUUGACCUUUUGCAGCAGCGAGUGUCUAUUCCUUCAAGUGCUUCUGGCCUUGGAACUGCUUCUAAGGCUACUUCUGGGUCUCUUCAUAAGGACAAACCUUUACCAAUACCUCCCACACUUCGAGAUCUUCCACCACCACCCCCUCCAGACCGGCCAUAUUCUGGUGGAACAGAAACCCGGCCUCAGAGACGCCCCUUGCCCUGUACACCUGGUGACUGUCCAUCUAGAGACAAACUGCCCCCUGUCCCCUCUAGCCGCCUUGGGGAAUCAUGGCUGUCUCGGCCAAUCCCCAAAGUACCAGUAGUUGCCCCAAACCCUAGUGACCCUUGGACAGGAAGAGAAUUAACCAACCGGCAUUCACUUCCAUUUUCAUUGCCCUCACAAAUCGAGCCCAGAACAGAUGUGUCUAGGCUCGGAAGCACAUUCAGUCUGGAUGCCUCUAUGAAUGUGAAUAGCAGCCCAUUAGCAGGUCCAGAGUGUGAGCACCCCAAAAUCAAACCUUCUGCAUCUGCCAAUGCCAUUUAUUCUCUGGCUGCCAGACCUCUUCCUGUGCCAAAGCUGCCACCCGGGGAGCAGUGUGAAAGUGAGGAAGACACAGAGUAUAUGACUCCCUCCUCUAGGCCUGUAGGGAUUCAGAAGCCUUUGGAGGCAACCCAGGGUUCACGAGCAUGUGAUUAUGACCAGCAGAUUGAUAGCUGUACAUAUGAAGCAAUGUAUAAUAUUCAGUCUCAGGCUGCCCCAUCAGUCACAGAGACUGGCACCUUUGGUGAAGGGAAUUUGCCUACAACUCAUGCCAACACUGGCCUUGAGGAAUCAGAAAAUGAGGAUGAUGGGUAUGAUGUCCCCAAGCCACCUGUGCCAGCAGUGCUGGCCCGCCGAACUCUCUCAGAUAUCUCCAAUGCCAGCUCCUCCUUUGGCUGGCUGUCCCUGGACCGGGAUUCUACAAACUUCACAGAGGGUUCUCAAGUUCCUGAGAGACCUCCCAAACCGUUCCCUCGGAGAAUCAACUCUGAACGAAAAGCAGGUAGCUGUCAGCAAGGUGGUUCUGCUGCCUCCGCUGCUGUUACCACCUCCGCCUCACCACAGCUUUCCAGUGAGAUUGAGAAGCUCAUGAGUCAGGGAUACUCCUACCAGGACAUUCAGAAAGCGUUGGUCAUUGCCCACAACAACAUUGAAAUGGCCAAAAAUAUCCUCCGAGAGUUUGUUUCUAUUUCUUCUCCUGCCCACAUAGCCACCUAGCAUAUUACCUCCCUGUUGCACUCUAGAGGACCAGUGAGCCGAGAGCCCCUACUCAAGUAGCACCUAGGAGGGCAGAGGUUCCUUGGAGACGUGACAAUGAAGUCUUACCCUCUCUGGGUAUCGCACCUGUGGCUCCAGGAUUUCAAAGCAGUGGAAGGAAAAUGGAGCAGCUAGUAUGAUUUAUUAUCUUACUUGUUUGAGAGUGUGUUUGCAGGUCUCCCCACUUGCAAGAGUGUGGACUUUUAUUUAAUGGUAACAUGCCUGGAGAAUGGUCCAGGAAACAGCGGUAAAAGUAUUGUGCUGUAGAUCCUAGUUAGGAUUUAAGACUUUCCUGGGUUGUGAAAGGAGUUUGUGUGUGUGUGUGUGUGUGUG